UCGGCGGCGGCGGCGCGGAUUGGCCGCGCGACGGUCGUACGAUCGUUCGUAAUUUUUCCGUCGUACUACGUUUGACGUAUCGCUGGACCGCGGCGUGUUUUCCCCGCGAUACCGACCAAGUUUUCGCGCGACGUCAACGGAGAGCGACCUUCGGGAUUCGAGCGACGGCGAUGGCAGACCCGGGCGGCUGGGCGCCGACCCAGGACAAUGACUUCCCGAGUUUCCAAUCGAAUGACAGCUUCAAUUUGAAUGAAGUCACUGGCAUCGAUGAUCUUCUUACGAAUUGCGAGAACGAGCUGCUGAAGAACGGGCUCUUCAGCGACGAAGCCCUGCUCUCCGAGCUGGAGGAGCCCGUGUCGAUGGAUGGAGACACGUUUGACUUUCUGAGUCUCAACAAUGACGAGUUCAAGGAAUUCAAGGAUCCGACGAUCCUCGAGCCGUCGAGUGCGAAUGUUAUGGUGACCCAGCAGGCGGACGGCGGGCAGCCGGUCGCCUACGUGCAGCAGGACGUUGCGUCGGUGCCGCAGAACAGGCCGCAGAGAAUAGUGGCCACCUCGGCCAAUCCUACGGUGUUCAGUUCGCAGUACGCGAUACCGCAAAACGUCAACUUCAACGUGCAGUCGUCGAACGUCGUGACCCUGGCACCGGUCGCUCAACAGCGACAGCUGCUUUUGCCGGCCAAACUGAUCAAGUCGGAGUCCCUCGUGUAUUCGAAGGGCGGACAGACCAUCACGUCAACCCCCGUUCAGCAUCAGAUACACACCCUCGUGAAUACCACAAGCGGGACGGUACUGACCACUGGAAUCCCCGUAGUGCUGGAUACUGACAAGGUACAAAUCAAUCGGCUCAACACGGGCACGCAUGUGGGUGUACCGAGGGUGAGGGAGGUGAAGCGCAGCGCCCACAACGCUAUCGAGCGUCGUUACAGGACGUCGAUCAACGACAAGAUAAUCGAACUGAAGAACAUUAUAGUCGGGAUGGACGCCAAGCUGAACAAGUCGGCAAUCUUGCGAAAAACCAUCGACUACAUUAGGUUCCUGCAAAACACGAAUGCGAAACUGAAGGCGGAGAACAUGGCGCUGAAGGUGGCCGCGCAGCGGCAAAACCUUCGCGAUUUUUUGGUGUGUGGACAGCUGACGCCUCCGCGCUCCGAUUCGAGCGAGCCGUCCCUGUCGCCCGCACCCGCGCCGCUGUCACCGCCGUCUCCGUCGUCGGUGAAGGACGACUCCGAUAUGCUGCACAAUCUGCACCCCGUGCCCACCUCGUCCAACGGAGGCAUACGAGAUCACACUCGGCUGACGUUGUGCGGAUUCAUGCUAUUGUUUUUGGCCUUCAACCCCCUUGGCAUUCUCGUGAACAACAUUGGAAGAUUCAAUUACGAUUACGUGAAUACGAAACUGGACGGACGGACGAUACUCAAUUAUCAAGAUCAGCUGGAAUCCGACAGGCAACCGUGGAGCAGCGCUAUUCUCUGGGUCACCAACCUGAUACUCUUGGCAGUUGGUUUUUAUAAGCUGUUGCUGUACGGCGACCCCGCUUUGCCUACCGACAGCAAGGUCUUCCUCGAGAUACGUCGUUGGCGACGGCAGGCCGAGUUCAAUAUAUCCAAACACGAGUGCAACCAGGCGUACCGGGACUUACACCAGUGCCUGCAGUACUUCGGCCGGUCCUUCCCGCUGUCGCGUACGGAGAUCUUUCUCGCGACCACGUGGCAGAUAGUGCGGCAGGUUCUUCAUAAGUUAUGGCUGGGUAGAUGGGUCAUGCAGUUCAGCAAGUGGCUGUUGGAGAAGUCGGAGCGGCAGCAGGCGGAGACGUCCGCCGUGGAGAUCGCCACCGUUUACCAGCACAUGCUCUGCCUGCGCAUGUCCGAGGGGACCAAGGACUCGACGCUGUAUCUCGCCCUUUGCGCCGUCAAUUAUGCGGAGGCCGCCGGCGAGAGUAUGCCGAAGCCGCUUCUGGCCGAGAUCUACACGAACGUCGCGCUGUGCCUGAAACAGUCCCUCUUCCCGUACAUACACAAAUACUAUCUAGGCAAGGCGCGCGUCCUGCUGUCCUCCUGCGCUGUUCCCCUCAAGCUCAAGUGGAUCAUGACUGACGAGGGCGCGAGAUUCUUGGCGUCUCAGAAGUGGCAGUACAAGAAACAGACCGACAGCGAAUUCACGUCGCAGAGCAGCCGCGCGGAUCCGCUCUCGUACGCGGCCCGUGCAUACAGGGACCACUUGAUCGAGCAGUGCCUACGUUUACUGACGGUCGGCGAGUGUCACGCGUCCACCGUGCUCGAAUUGGGACGGAUCAUCAUGGCCUCCGCGGAGGUGGACGCCUGUUUCCCGUGCGCCGACAAAAUCAGCGUAGCGACCUGCGAAGACGAGAUUGGGCUAUGGUGGGGAGCGGUAAUUUGCGCUGCAGCGAGUUGGCGAUUGGGGGAAGAAGAUUCCAAGGCGUGGAGCGUCGUUGAGAGCAGAUUCCCGUACGAGAGAAACUUCCAAAUUGGCGACAACAGCAGCAGCAGCAGCCCGUUACCCCACGCGGUGCUCAGUGUUCUCCAGGUGGCGAAGAAUCCCACGAAAUUGGUCUCCAUGCGUUUCAUCGAUCAGGCGGGGCUGCUGCUCGAGCAGUCCACGGUGUACUAUCAUUGCAAGGAGCAAUCGUCGCAGCAGGUCUUGCUCACUCAGUUGCUAGUUUGCGACUGGCUUCUCGAGAUUCGCACGAUUCUCUGGCAGGAGUUGGACACGGAGCCGGAGAGAUCGGCCGCGAGCGUAACUUCUCUCGCUGGCUUUCAGCGCGAUUUGGCGUGCUUGAGACAAUUGUGUCAGCACAUUCCGUCUGUACUGGCGAGAGUGUUUCUGUACGAGGCUACGGCGCGCAUGAUGGCCGGCGCAACGCCGGUGAAGACUCAGAUCUUGCUGGAUCGUAGUUUGCACAACAGGAACUCGCGCUCCUCGAUCAUAUGCGGGAAGGACCGGUCGCAGGAGCAGAACAACAGCGAGAGGGAGCACGCGGUCGCGUUGUGUCUGGCGUGCAGGCAUCUGCCGACGUUGCUGUUGGCCUCGCCGGGAGAACGCGCCGGCAUGCUCGCGGAGGCCGCCAAGACGCUCGAGCGAAUAGGGGACAGGAAACGUCUUCAGGAAUGCUACAAACUGAUGCGGCAAUUGGGCUCCGCGAUCACCGUCAAUUAGACGUGAUUGUCGGUGGGCUUGAUUUUUUUAAAAAUAUUUUUGCAUCCCCAUUGUACGCGUUGCGUAUACCUAAAAUUAUAUGUAUUCAUUUAGUGGUCUGGUUUGGACAACUCUCGGCCUGAUUUAACGAUCCCCAGGGCUACGUUCGGAAACAUCACCCACAUUUAGACCAUUUACACCAGGAAAUAUAUAUGUAGUUUACAUUGUACGUUUUCUAAUGUUUAAAUGUACUCGCGUGACAUUUCCGAGCACGGUCCAGAAGGAUCGUAUCUUCUGUCAAAAUUGUUAAAAAAAUUUUUUUCUCUAUUAUGUAUUUAUGACACACUGCACGUUUCAGAGGCAUUGUCGCACCACAUUUAAUUAUGUGCGAGAACCUGUGAUGUGCACGACAAGGAUGAUCGGAUUGUGAAUACGAAAGCGAUAAUCGACAAGAAAAUCAUACCCAAAGUUACACUUAAAUUUGACAUCAUUGUAACCACUGUAUAUAUUUAACUUAUACUUGGUUUGUAAGUAGCAUCUAACUUAUGCAAUACGAUUAUUGAGCGUUUUUCUUUAGUAAUCAUUUUCUCGUACUUGUGUUGCACGGAUUAAUUUUUUUAAUUAUAAUUUUACUCCAAGGUUACUUAAGAAAGCACCUUAUUUACAGACUGUUUAAUAUAUAUAUAUAUACCUAAUUAUAAUUUGAAAUAAUUACCACUCCUAAUUAUAUAAGUAGAAUAAUUUACUUACAUAUUUUUAUGAUAAAAUAAGUGUCGUGUAAAGACAUGUUGAAGUUAAUUGA
Vollenhovia emeryi is the source of this 3957-nucleotide messenger RNA. It is a transcript of the gene SREBP, whose product is annotated as sterol regulatory element-binding protein 2. Gene Ontology annotation, biological process: regulation of transcription by RNA polymerase II. Gene Ontology annotation, cellular component: nucleus. The coding region runs from base 171 to 3176 and encodes 1001 amino acids. Gene Ontology annotation, molecular function: DNA-binding transcription factor activity, RNA polymerase II-specific; RNA polymerase II cis-regulatory region sequence-specific DNA binding; protein dimerization activity. NCBI's taxonomy places the organism in Eukaryota, Metazoa, Arthropoda, Insecta, Hymenoptera, Formicidae. The transcript has 8 exons. The record is from RefSeq and is a predicted model, not a curated record.